Messenger RNA from Theobroma cacao (cacao), 3586 nucleotides. Its product is annotated as disease resistance protein At4g27190-like. Gene Ontology annotation, molecular function: ADP binding; ATP hydrolysis activity. Lineage: Eukaryota; Viridiplantae; Streptophyta; Magnoliopsida; Malvales; Malvaceae. The record is from RefSeq and is a predicted model, not a curated record.
UUUAAUUCCAACCGCUGUGGAACAUAUCGAAUAACAUCUAUCUAUAAGCAUAAGAAUCUAAUAAUCUUGAUUCUGUCAUUGGGAUAUAUAUGAAAGAAAAACAGCGGAAUAAGAAUUUCUUGCCCAAUUUGUUUUGGUCAACAAAACUCGGCUAUCUACGCACAUCUUUUUCUCCAAUGACUACAGAAAAGUUGACUAAUUGAUGUCAGGUCGUCUCAAGGAAAGUCUAUCUAUGGUUGCAUUUUCCAAGCCGUGUAAUACCAGUUUUUGCAUUUUCAUAAGCUACAAAGUCUUGGGUUUCUCCCAGUUUCUGACAGACUUCAUCUGUAGUAUUCUCAUAUCAAAGCCAAAUCUCUUGCUUCUGUCGAGUCAACAGACAUAAUCUGUCAGGUUUAGCAGCAAGACUAACUUAAUUCACAGCUUGUGUCUUCAAACAUAUGCAGGGUAGAUUCUCACAUGGCUAACGACGGGCUGGAAGUCGCGAUCGAAUUGGCAAAAGAAGUUUGGAAUUAUUUAGUGGGGAAGCGUAGUUUAUCUAACAAUGUGGAUAGUAACUUCGACAUGAUGAUAGUUGCUGCAGAAAGGCUCCAGGCCAAAAGGGAUGACAAUGAGAGGACCGUCCAGCAAAAUAGAACGAAAACUACUACCUGCUGCUACAACAUGUGGCUUAGCAGCGUUAUGAAGAUUCUUGAAAAAGUUGAAAGCUUACGAGCUGAAUAUAACAGAGAAAGAUCCUCACAUUUGAUCCGCAGAUCGGAUUAUAGUGGCAAGGUCAUGAAUAUAUGCCAGGAAGUUCAGAGACUUGUGGAAGAGGGAGAUUUCCAAGGAGGUUUUUUGGUAGAUAAACCUCCGGCAGCCAUUGUGAAGCUGAAUGCACCAGACAUCAAAGGGUUUCCUACACUUCAGCGGUCAUUAGAAGAAAUACUACAGUUGCUAACGAAUGAUAAAGUAAAGAGGAUCAGCAUUUUUGGCACUGUAGGAGUUGGAAAAUCAACAAUCAUGAAGAACUUGAAUAACCAUGAAGAAGUUGCCAAAAUGUUUGAUGUAGUCAUAUGGGUCAAUGUGUCAAGGGAGAGAAACGAGGAGAAAUUGCAAUUGGACAUUGCACAGCGACUUAAACUGAGUCGGGAAGGUGCUACAUGCGCUGGUGAAGUUGCAAGGAUCAUCUCAGAAGAGCUAAAUGAUAAGAGGUUUUUGCUGCUUCUAGAUGAGGUCUUGGACUCCAUUGAUUUGCAGCAGAUUGGAAUCCCAGAUAAUGGUAAUGGUAGCAAAGUAGUAUUGACUACUGAAUUCCGUCAUGUCUGCUAUAUAAUGACAGAAAGAAUGGUUAAAGUGGAUAGAUUAUCUUCGGCUGAGGCAUGGAGGAUGUUUCAACAGAUAGCAGCUGAGAAAAUUGAUCUUCCUGAUGUUGAACCAAUUGCCAGGAUGGUGACUGAGGAGUGUGAUCGACUCCCGCUUGUGAUCAGAACAGUGGCAAGUUCCUUCAAAUUGAAGGACAGUGAUUCUGAAUGGAGGAAUGGAUUGAGAGAACUUGAAAAAUGGCCUGAAAUUGAGAUCCCAGGCUUAACAAACAUGCAUGCAUUUCUCAAGUUCUGUUAUGAUGAGCUGAAGGAUGAGAAGAAAAAGAAAUGCUUUCUGUAUGGUGCAUUAUAUCCAGCUGAUAGCAAGAUAUAUACAGAUUAUUUAGUAGAGUGUUGGGUGGCUGAAGGACUUCUUGGCAAUAUUGACGACAGGAGGAGGCUUCGAGAUGCACGGGAUGAAGGAUAUGACAUAUUGGGACAUCUAACCAAUGUGUCAUUGCUAGAGAAAGGUGAAAGAAUGGUUUAUGUUCAACUGAACAACAGUGUAAGACAAGUUGCCCUGUACAUUUCCUCACAAGACCCUGAUUGCAAAUUUAUUGCUCAAAAAGGUGAAACUUCACCUUAUACCCAAAGUGUGAAAGAUUGGCAGCAGGCAAAAAGAAUCUCCAUGAUUGAAGGAAAGCUGCAUAACUUGCCAGAAAGUCCAAACUGCAACAAGCUUUUUUCUCUAUUGCUGCAAAGAAACCCUGAUUUGGCCACAAUUCCAUCAUCAUUUUUUAAAAACAUGCAGAAGCUCCUAGUUUUGGACUUGUGCCAAACAGGAAUUGCAUCACUGCCAUCAUCUGUAUCAAAGUUGAUUAGACUUAAGGCACUCUUCUUAAACGAUUGCCCCAACAUAACAAAGUUGCCUCCCCAAGUUGCAGAACUUUGUUUUCUUGAGGUGCUUGACAUUCGAGGCUGCAAGAUAAUAUUCAUACCUCCUCUUAUUGGAAAAUUAGUUCACCUGAGGUGCUUGCGGAUGUCAUACCAUAAAUGCAGCAAUACAGAAGACUGUUGCGAUAUGGAAAUUGAUUACAAGGUGAUUUCAAGACUUCAAAGAUUGGAGGAACUGAUGAUUGAUGUGACCUCCUAUGGCCAUUGGCGCAUCGACGUUGCAAGAGUCAUAAGAGAGGUGGCUUCCUUAGAGAAUUUAACUACUCUCAGAAUAUGCUUUCCACAACCAGAGAUCCUCAGAAUGUUAAUGGAAAACAAGCCAUCAUGGAGGGAUCACAAACAAUUAACUUCAUUUUGGUUUUUUGUUGGCUGUCAAAACAAGAGCAAUCCUCCAAUUCUUGAAUGUUUUGAGUACAAAGUAAAUCGAUAUAUGAGAUACUGCUAUCCUGGCAACAAUGAUUCCACAAUUCGUGAUGUCCUUCCUAAAACUGAUGCAUUGGAAUUGAUUGGCCACAAGAACAUCAAAUGUUUAUCAGACUUCAUGCAUGUUACCAGUUUGAACCAUGUUCGUGGUUGUCUAAUUGAAAGAUGCAAUGAAAUGGAAACUAUUUUAGAUGGAAACAAUGUAGGAGUUAUAGAUAUUCUACCAAUUCUGGAACAGUUACAUUUAAGGAGUUUGCUCUGUCUGAAGAGUGUUUUUGAAGGUCCUAUUGCAGGCAAAAGCUUGUCAAAGCUACAUACUAUUGUAGUGAAGAGUUGCCCAAUGUUGACAAAGAUAUUGUCUAAUGGAGUGAUUCAACAACUCUCAAAACUCAAGAAACUGGCAAUUGAAAGCUGUUCCAAGGUAGAAGAAUUGAUUGAGAACUGUUGGGGCAUUGAACCAUUUUCAUAUGAGCUUCCAAGUCUAGAGAUAUUGGAACUAGUUGACUUGCCGAAAUUAAGAACUAUAUGUGCAGGAGAGCCAUUGGCAUGGCCAUAUUUAAAGGUGCUUAAGAUAUCUGAAUGUCAUGAGUUGAAAUUGUUACCUUUCAACAAAGACAACGCGACUGAGCUAAAGUUAAUCGAGGGAGAACAAAUAUGGUGGGAAGCAUUGCAAUGGCGAAACAGUGAGGUUAGAGACCACCUUCAAUCCUUUUGCAGCCUAAGGUGAAUGCUUCUUUUGGUCAUUCUUGUUUGCACUGCUGUAAUUACAACAGUUAGGAACACCAUAAGAUUUGCACUACUUUGAUUGAAUGGGUGUUAUAGAUUCCUCAUACUAGUUACUUUUUACUAUCGCACAAAGAAAAACUUUGAACAUAUGCCUGAAAUUUGCACUGCUUUAACUCUAGGUCCAAGAAAAAUUUUUACUUGCA